UUCGCCGUCGACUUUCUUCCAAGGUUCCACAAACAACCACCGUCUCUCUCUCCCUUUCCCGGCCGAGUUGACUCAGUGAUUUACAAUGUUCUUCCUCCGAGUCCACUCAGUGGACACCAACCACGCCGUCAGCCUCGAAGACGCCGAGUUCACCACCAUCUCCGCCGCCAGGUCCGCCACCGCCGCGGCGCAAUCCAACCCUAGGUUCAGCGAGCGGAGAGGAAUCGCGCAUCUCUUCCGAACAAGAAAAGGAAGCUCGUCGCUGCCGAGCCACGGCGCCGCCGAGUCCACUCUCCUCUUCGUCGUCGCCGUCCCGAACUACCUGUCGUUCAACGACUUCAUCCGCUUCUGCGAGUCACGCCUCGACCAUGUCGCCGAGCUCGUCUUCCUCAGGAACGAUGCCAUGGAAGAUCGGUACAGUGUUGUGAUUAGGCUUAUGAAUGAGGUGAAGGCAGAAGGAUUUUAUGGAAGUUUCAAUGGAAAGAAGUAUUCGCCUGUCGAGGCUGAGGUGUGCCAUAUACUGUUUCUGGAUUCAGUCGACUACACAGAGUCGGCUCAAAUAGCCGGGACUCCUCCAGAUGAAUGUACCGAAUUGCCUAGUUGCCCGGUGUGCCUUGAGAGAUUGGACGCAGACAGUAGUGGGAUAGCAACUACACUAUGUGACCAUUCAUUUCAGUGUCCUUGUAUCUCAAAAUGGACAUACUUAUCAUGCGAGGUCUGCCGAUUGUGUCAUGAGCAGGAUGACAAUCCAGCUUGCUCUGUCUGUGGAAUAUUGGAGAAUCCCUGGGUUUGUGUAAUAUGUGGUUUUGUAGGUUGUGGAAGAUACAAAGAGGGCCAUGCUAAAAGGCACUAUGAGGAUACAAAGCAUUGCUACUCUCUCGACUUGAAGACCCAGCAGAUCUGGGAUUAUGUUGCUGAUGCUUAUGUUCACCGUCUGAACCAAUCAAAAGUUGAUGGCAAGCUAGGAACUGAUCUCAAUUCACACUGUAGAGGUUCUGGAGGAGAUUGUGACGGAUGUGAAUGUAGUGAGGAUUCUGGAAUUAGCAGAGCCCUCUAUAGUAGCAAAGUUGAAACUAUUGUUGAUGAGUAUAAUCGACUUCUUGCAAGUCAGCUUGAGACUCAAAGACAGUACUAUGAGUCUCUACUGAUGGAGGCGAAAAGUAAAACAGAAAGUUCAACUUCAGAAGCACUAGAGAGGGCUAUAAAUUUGAAGAUACAGGACAUUCAAAGUAAAUUGGAGAAAUCCCUGGAGGAGAAAAAAGCUGUUGCACAUAUCCACCAAACUCUCAUCGAGGAGCAACAAACCUUGAGUGCAAAAUAUAAAGAAGCUGAAGAGAGGGAAGCUGUGACCAUGAGAUUAAGAGACGAGAAGAUACUGGAUCUGGAAGAACAGAUUAGGGAUCUUACUGUCUAUAUUGGAGCCCAAAAAACACUGAAUGACAUGAACAACUCGGAUGACAUUAAAGGGGGAACUCUCCUACCCGUACCAUCAAAGCAAUCAUCUUCGGCCAAGAAUAGAAGACAGACCAAAUCAAGCAGAAGACGGAGUUAGAUAGUUUGAGAAGAGAAUUAGCAUCUCGUUUGUUCACAUCUUUGGGUUCAUGAAGCAUUUCAGCUUCUUAGCAUAUACAAGAACUAGUUCUGUUGUUCUAAAUGUACAGAUAUAACCGGAACAAUGUUUGGAUUCAGAAGUUUUUAAUGCUGGGGAGUGGGGAUCACCAAUAGUCAACUAAUUCUAGGUAAGUAGGAACUGGUGUGCUGCUCGUGGAGGCCUGCAUGUAUAGAUAUACUAGCAACUCUAGAAAUGGCUAAUCUCAUCAAUGGUACCGCGUACCAAACUUGAAAACCGUAUGUCACCCACGUAAUUUCUCUGUUGGACC
Molecule: messenger RNA, 1880 nt
Organism: Argentina anserina (silverweed cinquefoil)
Lineage: Eukaryota; Viridiplantae; Streptophyta; Magnoliopsida; Rosales; Rosaceae
Product: BRAP2 RING ZnF UBP domain-containing protein 1
Exons: 11
Coding region: 86-1552 (488 amino acids)
Biological process (GO): Ras protein signal transduction; protein ubiquitination
Cellular component (GO): cytoplasm
Molecular function (GO): ubiquitin protein ligase activity; zinc ion binding
Source: RefSeq, a predicted model, not a curated record